AUGAUUACAGUUUGGGGAAACGUGUGCGAUUUGAGUAUGAACGAGGGCGAAGGCGACAACGCGCUUAUGCGGUGGUUCUACGAUUCUCAGCUGCGCUCCUGUGUUGCUUUCACCUACAGAGGUCUAAUGGGCAACCCGAACAACUUUAUGUCGAAGGAGGAGUGCGAAAUGACGUGCACGCCGCUGUACAAAGUCUGCUCCACCGGCCCUCCUCAGAUAGGCCCAAACAAUCAGCCGGUAUAUUGCAGUCCUUCGAACCCAGGCUCAUGCGACAGCAGCAGCUGGUGCCAUAUUGGAGGUUCGACGGAAACCACCAUUUGCUGUACAGGUGGUAAGGAAACCUUUAGGUCUUACUUGCAUUUCGUCUGCAAAACCGCCAUUUCAGCGGUAGAUAACAUCUGCCAACUUCCAAUGGCUACCGGAACCGGAAGCCUCAACCUGAUACGUUGGUAUUACAACUCUUUAAAUGGAACAUGCGUCAUGUUCACGUACAGCGGCCUCGCCGGAAACCAGAACAGCUUUGUCAGCAGAAGCGAUUGUCAACAACGAUGCGAAGGUAAUUAAGA
Soboliphyme baturini is the source of this 566-nucleotide messenger RNA. The record is from the annotation of a GenBank genome assembly. NCBI's taxonomy places the organism in Eukaryota, Metazoa, Nematoda, Enoplea, Dioctophymatida, Soboliphymatidae.